AUGCCAGUCACACUCCAAGUCGCGGACCAUGCAUCCAAGCCGCUCAACCGGGCGAAAGCCACAUCGCACAUGGCACUACUCUACGAAGCCUAUCCGCAAGACGCAUAUACCGUCAAGCGAUUCAUCCAAAGCUCCAUUUCCACCACAGACUUGACCUCUCAAGCACUCGUAGCCUCGGGGAACGGCUUCGUGAGAGCAGCCUUCCACGCAUACUCCAGCCACCAGCAUCUGCGCAUGCGGCCCGAAGACGUGUGGUUCGCCAUCCUGUCGCAGCUCGGUUUCUACGUCAAUGCCAACGCCGAGGCUCUCCGCGAGUUGUUCGUGUCGCACGAGGGCAAGAGGGAGAUUGUGGUCGUUGAAUGGGGCUCCUUGGCUACCGUCGAUAUGGGCGUUAUUGCGCGCCGCAUGACGGCCUUGAUCCAGGAUAACGUGAAAGACGCGCAUCUGCGUGACUGGCUCAUGCCUGAAUUCAGCACCACCACGCACUGCGACCGCGCUGUCGCCGCCGUCCUCAUGAUGGGCACCGUGAAGGAGUAUUUUUCUUUCAAAGCUGUCAUGGGUUGCGGUAUCCCGUCCGUCACGCUCCUGGGCGAGCGCAGAGACUACGAGGAUAUCCUCGCUAGGCUCGACAAGCUGAGCGAGCUGGGCAAAGAGCCAAGUCAAUUUGCCGACUUGCUUCGGCCAGUGCUGCGCAACUUUAUCGCCACGUUUGAUCCUGCGCACGAGGCGGCUUCGCGCGAAUUCUGGGGCAGGAUUGUACAUGAAACCGACGGAGGCAGCGGGCCUUCGUACCUCGGCGGCUGGCUGACGGCUUUUUGUUUGUGGAGCAACGAGGGCGAGUGCUUGUAUGACGCGAAUCACGUCAAGCCUAGGCGGUUUCACUGCGAGAUGAAUCCGCCAUUGGUCUUGGACGGCAUCGUGUACCAUCAGAUUGAUACCGACGACAUUCCUCCUGGUUGUUCUUCUGUGCCCGUCCUCGUCAAUGACAAUGGCACCAAGUUCAACACCAAGAUGAUUGCCGGGUCGCUGGGGAUACAGGUUACCAACAGUGAGAGUGAAAACCCCCAGGUCGAUGGACGAGGCGAUACGUUGCAGUCGCUAAGCGGGUGGAUGAUGUAUGAGGUCCGGAGCGAGAAUAGGGAAAGCCAAUGA
Molecule: messenger RNA, 1152 nt
Organism: Exserohilum turcica Et28A
Lineage: Eukaryota; Fungi; Ascomycota; Dothideomycetes; Pleosporales; Pleosporaceae
Exons: 1
Coding region: 1-1152 (383 amino acids)
Source: RefSeq, a predicted model, not a curated record